AUGGACGCACCCUUAACCCAACAGUCACGGCCAAACUCGUUCGAACCAAAGAUCACCCAGCUGUACCUUCAGCUCUUCAAUGUGCUGGCGAACGAGGAAGCCGCCGACUCUGUGCCAUCUGAAGGGUUCUGGAGAGAGCUUUUCUUGCUGAGACCCGACAAGCAGCGGCUCUAUGAUAUCCUCGAACCGUUGACGGCCUCCGACCUGAUGCACAUGCAAAUCCAGAUGCGAACGUUCUUCAAACGAGCGGUCGGCGAAGCGAACUCUGGCAUGUCUCCUAGAAACGGAAAUGCCCUCGACAAUCUCAUAGCUUUCUUGUGCGCGGUCUUCAAUAAGAAGUACCCAAAUCCGAACACCGACAUCAUCGACAUCUUUGCUGGGCUGGAUGAGGUCGAUCGACUCAUGUCUGACUUUGUCCAGGGUUUGGAAUCCAUCGUGAGGCAGUCAAGCGAGGACGAGUUGCGCAUCAAGGCAGUCGAGACUGUGCUUGCCCUUGUUGCUGGCGGAUUCCAAACAAGCCUCGUCACCUACUUCAUGCACCGUGACCUCUUUCCCGCCUUGAUGAAGUACGUUCAUGACGUCCAUGAGAGUUCCAUUCACGGACCAAGAGCUCUCGUGGUGGUCGGCAUCCUGUCCAGCUACAACAAGUUCGAGGCCCAGAACGUGUACCAAAACCGGCUUCAAGACUUCGUCAACGAAGCAACAAUUCGCCUGCUGGUCCUCAACUCAGCCCACGCUUGCGCAAAUAUUCGAGAUCAGUACAUUGCGGUGCAAGAUGACUACCCGGCACCAUGGACUUUGAAUUCCACUCUUGCCCUCGUCGGGCUUCGAGCAUUGACAAGCGACGCACAGAAACCAGCGCCGCCCACGGAAGAGGAAGCGAAAGCGCGAUUUACUGCUUUGCCAGAACCAGAUGCUACCUGUACCCUUUCGCUGUAUUCCUGCGUGCAGGCAAACAAGUUGUUCGCCGCUAGUCUUUUGAGUUUGCCCGCCAGCGAAGAUGGAGAAACGCCAUUCUCCGCUUUCUUGUCGAUGACUUCCUACAUCUCACAUCAUGCAUACAGGGGCCCGCGACAGGCCACAUAUGCCGUCUUUGGUCUGUUGUGCAUCAGAAUCACAGUGGAGGAUCCUGUGCUGGUGAAGAGAUUGUGCUCCGCAGACUCGAAAACGGUGUUCCGAUUAUGUCGACAGAGGGCUCCUCAUCUUCCCCUGAUCACGUCAGCAAGGAUUCCCGCAACAGCAAUUCUUGACGUGUGCACAGAUAUACUCAGUCACAAUCUGCGGAAGAGACUGGACGUCCAUCUGUACGGCCUGGCACUGGGCAUAAUUCUGCGCGUCGUCACGUACCUCGAACAGACCAAAACACGUCUCCAGCACCACUGGGCUUACGUCUGGGGCUCGCUCUUGUCGCUCAUGCGAUUCUUGACGCAAUACGCCGGGGACCUGGGACAUGUUCCGGGCAUUCAGGAAGACUUGUGUGGCACACUGACAAGUUUGACAGCCUUUUGCUUGUCCAAGGGUGAUGGAUUCUUGCCCGAUCCCGCCAGCUUUGAUGACUUCUUCUACAAGCUCAUCGAAGCGAAUGACGUCCUGCACAAGUUCAAGCAGGCAUAUUGUGACAGAAGUACGCGGUCCGAGAAGUUGAGAAGUUCCGUGGAAGCUCUGAUAAGCGUCUCGUCGCACUAUCACGACCUGCUGAAGGCACAACAUAGCAAGAAGACACAUCAAUCACCAGCAGCCAUUCAGAAGGUCAUCAAAGAAGGGUACGAGACGUUGAACAUGGAGGCUGACCGUACUUUCGGAGAAUGGGAGAGAUGGCGGGAAAGCAGCUGGAAGGCCGAGCUGAAGAAGAUGACCAGGAUCGCUGUUGAGGAUGCAAAUAUUCUUUCCAUGAGGUGA
Molecule: messenger RNA, 1899 nt
Organism: Cladophialophora yegresii CBS 114405
Lineage: Eukaryota; Fungi; Ascomycota; Eurotiomycetes; Chaetothyriales; Herpotrichiellaceae
Exons: 4
Coding region: 1-1899 (632 amino acids)
Biological process (GO): regulation of Golgi organization
Cellular component (GO): cytosol
Source: RefSeq, a predicted model, not a curated record